Messenger RNA from Leptopilina boulardi, 1907 nucleotides. RefSeq names its product GTP-binding nuclear protein Ran (gene Ran). Gene Ontology annotation, cellular component: cytoplasm; nucleus. The transcript has 3 exons. The record is from RefSeq and is a predicted model, not a curated record. NCBI's taxonomy places the organism in Eukaryota, Metazoa, Arthropoda, Insecta, Hymenoptera, Figitidae. The coding region runs from base 219 to 866 and encodes 215 amino acids. Gene Ontology annotation, molecular function: GTP binding; GTPase activity. Gene Ontology annotation, biological process: protein import into nucleus; ribosomal subunit export from nucleus.
ACUUGAGAAUUUGUCGGCGUGGUCAUUAAGUGCACCGUUAAAGUAUUAUGCGCGGGACCGGCGUUUAACGAAUUUUCAUUAUUUUCAAUUAAUAUUAAUAAGUUAUUUUUCAAAACGUUCAAAGGCAAUUAAUAAACUAUAAAAUUUAUAGUGACUCUCAAGUGAUCACGCACAAGAUUAUUUUGCCAGCAACUGAAAACAAUAACUGAAAACAAAAAAUGGCGCAAGAAGCUGAUAUGCCAACAUUCAAAUGUGUUCUGGUAGGUGACGGAGGUACUGGAAAAACAACUUUUGUAAAACGUCAUCUUACGGGCGAAUUUGAGAAGAAAUAUGUCGCUACACUUGGAGUUGAAGUUCAUCCCUUGAUAUUCCAUACGAAUCGAGGUCCCAUUAGAUUUAACGUCUGGGAUACCGCUGGUCAGGAAAAAUUCGGUGGUCUCCGUGAUGGUUACUACAUUCAAGGGCAGUGUGCGGUUAUCAUGUUUGACGUUACGUCCAGGGUGACGUACAAAAAUGUACCAAACUGGCAUCGAGAUUUGGUCCGAGUCUGCGAAAAUAUUCCCAUUGUUCUUUGCGGUAAUAAAGUUGACAUUAAGGACAGAAAAGUCAAGGCCAAGAGCAUUGUUUUCCAUCGGAAGAAGAAUCUCCAGUAUUAUGACAUCAGUGCAAAAAGUAAUUACAAUUUCGAGAAGCCUUUCUUGUGGUUGGCACGUAAAUUGAUUGGAGAUCCAAAUCUUGAAUUCGUUGCGAUGCCAGCACUUCUUCCUCCUGAAGUCACAAUGGACCCACAAUGGCAGCAACAAAUUGAAAAGGAUCUCAAAGAAGCCCAAGAGACGGCUCUACCAGAGGACGAUGAAGAUCUUUAGGUUUAUUUUUUAUCAAAUAAUACAAAAUCCUCGGUACAAAUGAGGGUCAACAUUGAGUAAUGAUUGACAACAUCUCUACUCACCUCGUUUUGUUCAAGAUUCAUUUUCUUACAAAGUUAAUUGUUUUCUUUUUUUUUUUUUGUGUGUGUGUAUGUAAUUGAAUUUAAUUCCGGCUCUUGAUUAAUAAAAAAUAAACAAAAGCCAGAAAUAUUUCUGUGAUUCUAAAAUAAAUAAAUUUUUGAUGAAAAAAAAGAAAAAAAAAACCACAAGAUUAGUUUUGUAAAGAAGAAUCUUUGAAACGAAAUGUGUUAACAGUUAACUGCAAGCAAUAAAUUUAAAAAAAAUUGCUUUCUUUUGUAAAGAAAACAACAAAAAUUUAAAAAAAAAAAAAAAAAGAAGAAAACAGUGAGUUAAAAUACGUCAGUCAAGAAAAAAAAAACUCAUCACUGUAAAACUUAAAUUAUUAAAUUAAAAAAUUGCACAAUUCAGCAAUAUUACGGCAACAUUAACGCCACUAGUUUUUUUUUCUCUCUCUAGGAAAUUGUUUGAAUAUUUUAUUGGCUCCGCUUCAAGUGAGGUAAUUUGUUAAUUCUUUUUUUUUUUCAUAAUUCAGAAAUUUUUAACUGAAAGAUGAUACAUUUUUCAGUUUUGUUAUAUUUAAAUGUCUGUUUCAAGUUACCGAGGACUGUUUACUAUUUUUAUAUAAGCAGAAGUGAAUGUAUGAUUUUUUUUUUUUUUUUUUUUUGUCUCCAAAAUAUACAUUUCCCCUUUUUUUCUACAUAAAAACAACCAAUUUGUGUCUUUUGGAAACCAAAGUAGCGAAAAUGUUGCCUUUUGAUCGACGUAUUCAUAAGAGCGAAAUGUGUAAAGUCUGUAGUGUAAUAUUUACAUUUUUUUUUUCCCCUGGUAAAAUAAUUUAGAAUCAAUGCGAAUAGAUCUGUGGAUUUAAUCUUAUUUGAUUUUAUAAAUAUGAGAGUUUGAUUGGACUACCUUGAGCGGAUUGUAUUUCUGAUGUCUGAAUUUAAUAAAACGUGAAUGAUA